Phaethon lepturus (White-tailed tropicbird) is the source of this 392-nucleotide messenger RNA. RefSeq names its product ribosomal protein L35a (gene RPL35A). Bases 28 to 360 code for a protein of 110 amino acids. Lineage: Eukaryota; Metazoa; Chordata; Aves; Phaethontiformes; Phaethontidae. Gene Ontology annotation, biological process: ribosomal large subunit biogenesis; cytoplasmic translation. The record is from RefSeq and is a predicted model, not a curated record. Gene Ontology annotation, cellular component: cytosolic large ribosomal subunit; ribosome. The transcript has 4 exons. Gene Ontology annotation, molecular function: structural constituent of ribosome.
CUGGGACCAGGGCUUCAGGAGGAAACCAUGACCGGGAGGCUCUGGUGCAAGGCCAUUUUUGCUGGCUACAAACGUGGUCUACGAAACCAGCGGGAGCACACUGCUCUUCUGAAAAUUGAAGGUGUUUAUGCCCGUCAGGAGACAGACUUCUACUUGGGCAAGAGGUGUGCCUAUGUGUACAAAGCUAAAAACAACACUGUAACCCCCGGUGGCAAGCCCAACAGGACACGAGUGAUCUGGGGGAAGGUAACCCGUGCCCAUGGGAACAGUGGCAUGGUUCGUGCCAAGUUCCGCUCCAACCUUCCUGCCAAGGCCAUUGGACACAGAAUCCGGGUGAUGCUGUAUCCAUCUAGGAUCUAAAUUUUUAUUGGAAAUAAAAUGGAGAAUCUGUU